Molecule: messenger RNA, 1275 nt
Organism: Mucor mucedo
Lineage: Eukaryota; Fungi; Mucoromycota; Mucoromycetes; Mucorales; Mucoraceae
Product: Sodium/calcium exchanger protein-domain-containing protein
Exons: 9
Coding region: 1-1275 (424 amino acids)
Biological process (GO): monoatomic cation transport; transmembrane transport; intracellular calcium ion homeostasis
Cellular component (GO): membrane
Molecular function (GO): monoatomic cation transmembrane transporter activity
Source: RefSeq, a predicted model, not a curated record
AUGACUCCAAGAAUUGGUAUUAGAACAUCGGUUUUCGGUGCAAUUGAAUUCCAAGAACAAGUCAAUAGUAUUCGUAGAGCGAAUAGUUCACUUUCGAUGUUACCGAAUAAUUCCAGAUAUCGGCAAAAUUCAAUGCCUCAUCCUAUGUGGCAAAAUACACAGGGACAGCAUCUACAUAAUCAACAGCCAUUCCACCAACCAAGCAGCUAUGAUAACAGUAUAGGAGGAGUUAUAUCAUCAUUACUAUAUCCCAAUGUUUCAUCUCGUCAUUAUCGUGAAAAUUCCGACUACUCCUAUAAUUCUAAGCAUUACAUCGGUGCAUCUUCACCCUAUACUUCGGUAUACAUUAUAGACUCAAUAGCUCAAGUCCUGCUACCAACACUCCAAGGCUGGAGUCAGAAAUCAUUUUUUUCCAAAAUAAGUGCACUUGCAGCAGCACCAAUUGUCAUGAUUUUUACACUAACUUUGCCUGUAGCUGAAGUUGACCAGGUGAAGGUCGAUGACAUUGAGGUGAUAGAAGAUUGCAGCGAUAUAGAUACCACAGUGAUUCGCAACAAUCUAUUACUAGCAGAAGGAAAGGUGCUAAUUGACGACGUUGAUACAAAGCAAGGUUGGAAUAAGCAUCUCUUGAUGAUCCAGUCUGUGAUUGGUUCUGCAUUUAUAUUCGGCGUACUCGCAGCGAAUGAUGUGAUACCAAUGACCGUAGUUGUAAUAGGAGUAUUGUUGGGAAUUGCUUUAGCAAUUUUUGUCCUUAAAACUACUAAGACAGAUGAACCACCUACAUGGUAUUGGACAAUGUCGUUUGUCGGAUUCUUUGUAGCAUUAAACUGGAUAUUUUUGUUAGCAAAUGAAGUAGUUGGAUUACUUCAGGCACUUGGCGAGAUCUUCUCUAUUAGUGAUGCCAUCAUGGGCCUAACAGUGUUUGCAUUGGGUAAUAGCGUAGGCGACUUUGUAGCCAACACUGCUAUUGCAAAGAUGGGAUUUCCAACUAUGGCUAUAUCUGCAUGUUAUGCAGGACCUUUACUAAAUAUGGUUCUUGGAGUAGGAGUGUCAUCCCUUUACCAAUUCUGGAAAACAGGUAACGCUUACCAGCUCGAUAUCGCACCUACCAUCAUCGUAUCAUCUGUUGGUCUACUGUCAGUGUUAUUAAGUACGCUCCUUGUUGUAAAUAUGAAUGGAUACUGCGUGACUAAGAAUCUUGGAAUAUGGAUGAUUGGUGUCUAUUUGACAUGUUGUACGAUCAAUUUCUUAUUGGAAUUCAAAAUCAUUUUUUGA